This is a messenger RNA of Eublepharis macularius, 498 nucleotides long. It is a transcript of the gene ACBD7, whose product is annotated as acyl-CoA binding domain containing 7. The transcript has 4 exons. Gene Ontology annotation, molecular function: fatty-acyl-CoA binding. NCBI's taxonomy places the organism in Eukaryota, Metazoa, Chordata, Lepidosauria, Squamata, Eublepharidae. Gene Ontology annotation, biological process: fatty acid metabolic process. The record is from RefSeq and is a predicted model, not a curated record. Bases 71 to 337 code for a protein of 88 amino acids.
CGCGGUGCCGGAUUGCAAAACUGGAGAGUUUUCUUAGUGAGGGGUUGCUGCGUUUCACGUUUUCGUCAAUAUGGCUCUCCAGGCUGAUUUUGACAAGGCAGCUGAAAACGUAAAAAAAUUGAAGACCAAACCAAGUGAUGAUGAACUACUGCAGCUGUACGGGCUCUACAAACAAUCUACUGUGGGAGACAUCAAUAUCGAGUGUCCAGGAAUGCUAGACUUGAAAGGCAAAGCCAAAUGGGAAGCUUGGAACCUUAAGAAAGGUAUGUCAAAGGACGAUGCCAUGAAGGCUUACAUUUCUAAAGCCAAUGAGCUGAUACAGAAAUAUGGAAAUUAAGAGUUCCUCCAGAUAUAUUCAAUCUUCAGAAGCUAACAAAUAGUGGGAAGGCAGGAGCGCUACUGACUCUGCGGUCUGACAUGGAACUUCAUCAUCUGUAAUUCAGCUCUACAGAUUGUACCUGGUUGAAUUUGUUUAUAAUAAAUUUUUACGUAGUACGA